Molecule: messenger RNA, 1556 nt
Organism: Lasiosphaeria miniovina
Lineage: Eukaryota; Fungi; Ascomycota; Sordariomycetes; Sordariales; Lasiosphaeriaceae
Product: parasitic phase-specific protein PSP-1
Exons: 4
Coding region: 345-1277 (310 amino acids)
Cellular component (GO): fungal-type vacuole; plasma membrane
Source: RefSeq, a predicted model, not a curated record
UUCAUGGCUGCCCGGGCACGAAUGGGGCUAAGGCUGGUUUCAAUUUCUUAUUUCGCCCCCAAUCUCACUGCUCCAACUCACAUUCGCUUAACUAAUUAUAUAAUUUAGAUGACUCCUCACCUGCUGUGUAGCUGUGCUUUAUUCUUGACUCUGGCAUCUUGAAUCCGAGGCUAAUGCAUCUUAGCAUUUUGAGGCACAUUGCCACCAUCCCCUUUUAUUUGUUUUCUUUUCUUGGAGUUCUGUCACCCAACUACGACGGCCUUCCUGUCGCGUCUGCAUUUGAGCGACCAUUUGCCCAAAUCGGUUGAACGCCUUCUUGGACACUCCUGUCUCCAUCGGCAGCCAUGUCAACGCAUAACGGAACACACCACUUCAUCGCCUUCGGCAAGAAUGCAAACUGCACGCUGGACGUGUGUCCCGUGUCGGCAAGCAUCCUCGAGUACCAGCCCUCGAUCCCCGGCAAUGCCGUCAUCAUCGGUCUUUUCGGCCUCGCCCUGCUUAUCCACGUCGCCCAGGGCGCCGUGUGGAGGUCUUGGACCUUCAUGAUCUGUAUGGUAUUGGGCUGCGUCGACGAGAUGAUCGGCUACGCCGGGAGGAUCAUGCUUAACACGAACCCGUUUUCUUUCAAUGCUUUUGUUAUCCAGGUCGUUUGCAUUACCACGGCGCCUGUCUUCUUUUGUUCGUCUAUCUACGUCUUGUUGACAAGAACCAUCAACAACCUCGACCGGUCCCUGUCUCGCUUUAAUCCCAAGUUCUUCGUGUGGAUCUUCAUCCCAUGCGAUAUCUUCUCUCUGAUCCUCCAAGCUGCCGGCGGUGCCCUCUCCUCCGUCCAAGCCGGCACCGGGAACAAGGCCGGCGUCCGCCUGUCCAUGGUCGGUCUCGCCUUCCAAGUCGUCACGCUGGUCAUAUUUGUGGGCCUCUUCGUCGACUACGUCGCUCGCUACGUCCACAAGUCGAAGGGCGCGCCGCUCCCCUCGCGAAUCAAGAUCUUCUUGAGCUUCUUGCUUUUGUCCAUUCUCUUCAUCCUCGUCCGUUGCGUGUAUCGCAUCGACGAACUGAGCGAUGGCUACGACGGCCCGCUCAUCCACGACGAGAAGCUGUUUGUUGGCCUCGAGUCUGUAAUGAUGCUUCUUGCCGUGUUCUGUCUCAACAUCGCUCAUCCUGGCAUUGCCUUUGGUCGCGAUAACAAGUCCGAUAGCGCACCGCCCCUUACAUACCAGACUGGCCCGCAGCAAUUCGCCGAGACGAAGAACCCUGGCACGUCGUCCUCGGACUAAUACAAGCGACGGCCGGCGUGAAGUUCAAGUUCGUUAUCAGAGCUCAGGUUAUCGGUUUGUGUGAAUAGUGUUUCUUUCGUGCUAUUUGAGGAUUUGUUACCUAAUAACUUCAUGUAUCAUUUUUCUAUAACAAUAGACAGGGAUAACGGCCACGGUAGUGAAAACCUGGAAUCCCUUACAAACGGUCGGGUAUCGCGAUGUGUGCCAUGUAGGUCCCAUGCAUCGGGAGAAGCAUGCCAACUUGAAGGGUUGGGCCGGCGAAUGAUGCAGCCACAGAUG